CCGCUCGGCGCCGCGUUCCGUUGCGUCCGCCACCUCCACACGCUUAUCCCCACCCCUUUAUCUCUCUCUAGCCCCUCUCUCUCUCUCUCCCCUCCCCUGCAGACCCUCUCUCUCUCCACUCCUCACGAGCUCGCAUCACCACUAGACACCAAGACAGCUCAGGCUUUCUCUCUCCCCAACGCGCUUUCCCCUCCUCCGUCUUCUCCCCCUCGCCGCCGCCGCCGUUUCUUGCAUUCCGUCGAGCACCUGCGCGAAGCUCAGGCGAUGGCGAAGCUCGCGCUGGCGCUCAUCCUGCUCCUGGCCGUGGCGGCCUCGGCGUCGGCGUCGGCGUCCAUCGACAUGGACCUGGGCUUCCUCUCCGCCGGCGCCGGCCGGAGGGAGUGCCGCGGUACGGUGGCCGAGUGCCUGGCCGAGGAGGAGGAGGAGGAGCUGGGCUCCGCGUCGGCGGAGUCGCACCGCCGCAUCCUCAGGGGCCGCGGCUACAUCAGCUACGGCGCGCUCCGCCGGGACAACGUGCCCUGCUCCCGCCGCGGCGCCAGCUACUACAACUGCCGCCCCGGCGCCCAGGCCAACCCCUACCACCGCGGGUGCUCCCGCAUCACCCGCUGCCGCGGCUGAGCUCCUCCUCCAUGGCCGCCCCCUCCCUCCUCCGGUGCCCUCCGCCGCCGGAUCCGCCGGUGGGAGCGGGGAAAUGCCGGAUCUUUCGCCGCUCCUCCGCCGUCUCCCGAGUCCAAAAAAAAAAUAAGUUCUUUUCUUUUGCUGCUGCUACUGUUUACAAGUACUACUAGAGCUAUGGAUUUGUUCAUUGCCGCUGUAUGGAUUUGUGUUUGUUCCUGCUGUUGUAAAGUAAGAGAUCGAUUGAUUCGAGCCCCUAUGGCUGCUUAAUAUGAACAUAAAUACUCUUAUUCUUUUGAUUGAUGGCUUGCUUGGUUGAUCUCUGCCUUCUGCUGGAUGGAUUGUUAAAAUAAAGUCCAGAGCUUGCUUUA
Setaria italica (foxtail millet) is the source of this 986-nucleotide messenger RNA. Its product is annotated as rapid alkalinization factor. The record is from RefSeq and is a predicted model, not a curated record. The coding region runs from base 265 to 618 and encodes 117 amino acids. The transcript has a single exon. Lineage: Eukaryota; Viridiplantae; Streptophyta; Magnoliopsida; Poales; Poaceae.